CCGGGGGGGGAGUCAUGGCGGCGCCGCUGCUGCAGGCGUGGGGCCUGGGGGCCGCCCUGCGGAGCCGCGCCGCGCUCCGCCCGCUGGGGCUGCUGGCCCCGCCGUGCAGGGAGGCGACGGGGCCGGGGCCGGGGUCGGGGGAGGCGGCGCUGGAGGAGAACCCCUUCUAUGGGAAAUACCGGGACAAGAUCCAGGAGCUGCGGAGAUCCAGUCCAGAUGUAUUUGAAUCCCGUAUGGAAAAAAGAAAUGAAGUGAAAAAGCAGCCUGUGGGAUAUUCCAAGCAAGGAGAGUUUAUCAGAUGCAUGGAGGAAAAGGCAGAAGGCUUGGGCACAAAGGCAUCAAAGGGAGGCUUCACAAAAGAUAAGACGCUUGAUUCAAUCCUUAAUGUUGAGAUGGUGAAAGAAAAAUCAGCGGAGGAGAUAAAACAGAUCUGGAAUCAGUAUUUUUCUGCAAAGGAUACAGUUUAUGCUGUUAUUCCUGCUGAGAAGUUUGAUUUAAUAUGGAAAAGAGCCCAGAAAUGUCCAUCGUUUCUAUAUGCUUUGCCAAGAAAAGAAGGCUAUGAGUUCUUUGUGGGGCAGUGGUCAGGAACGGAAUUGCACUUCACUUCCCUAAUAAACAUUCAGACCCAGGGUGAAACUGCUCCUAGCCAGUUGAUCUUGUACCAUUACCCAGAGCUGCAGAAGGAGAAAGGGAUUGUACUAAUGACAGCAGAAAUGGACUCGAAGUUCUUGGUGGUCCAUGAAGCACAGUGCUUGGCGAAUCAGGUGCAGCUCUUCUAUGCAACAGAUCGUUCUGAGACCUACAAAUUAGUGGAGACGUUCAACCACAGAUCUAGUGAAUUUAAAUAUAUGUCAGUUAUAGCAGAGCUUGAGCAAAGCGGACUUGGAGGAGGACUGAGACCUGGUCAGGGUUCUGACAAGUCGUAGAGCUUGGCCUGUGUGAAGCGAGCCAGCAGCAGGCAGAGCGGUUCCCAGCUGGGGUGGUCAUGUCUCUUUUGGUUUACAAAUGGGGUUUGGACACAGAAAGGAUCUGGAGACAUCCUGGGAGUGUGGUGGACAAGGCUGUCUGGCAGUAAUGCAAGACUUGGGCCAUUUGAAUGACAAUAACUGGUUGCCAAAGUGGAGCCCUGCACUUCAGUGUAUCUUCAUCAGAACGAACCAUUUUCCUAUCCUGUAACUUGUCGCUGCAUGCCGUGUUUUUGAAAUCUGAAAUAGUGACAGAAGGGGAGAUGUAAUGGACUGCACUGACAUCAGGAGACAGAUAACAAUCAAUGUUUCUUCUCAGUAAAUGCAUUUUAAAUGCCCUCCGCCAUUAUAAUUGCAUGGUCCAGCGCUUUUUAAUCUGUGCGGAAUUUCUACAGGCUUGUCCAGCAAGAAAAGACAGUAGGAGCGAUGCUCUAAAACAGACUCCUUUUUGUUACUUUGUGUGUGAAGUUCCUUACACAGAUGUAUACUGUGACCUGUGUUAUUCUCAGGAUUAAAAAAUAGUGACUA
Cuculus canorus (common cuckoo) is the source of this 1493-nucleotide messenger RNA. It is a transcript of the gene ATPAF1, whose product is annotated as ATP synthase mitochondrial F1 complex assembly factor 1. Gene Ontology annotation, biological process: mitochondrial proton-transporting ATP synthase complex assembly. NCBI's taxonomy places the organism in Eukaryota, Metazoa, Chordata, Aves, Cuculiformes, Cuculidae. The record is from RefSeq and is a predicted model, not a curated record. The transcript has 9 exons. The coding region runs from base 15 to 926 and encodes 303 amino acids. Gene Ontology annotation, cellular component: mitochondrion.